AUAUUUCGUUGACGCAGUUACAAUUUGUGUUUAUAAAAGAACGUAGGUAGUUCUAAAGUGGCACUGUAACAGAAAAUUUUAGAUUUGUACUUUUGUAUAUAAUAACAAUCUAUUGUGAAUAAUAUGUUUCGUGUAAGAAAUAGUUGUAGCUACUACGUGAAAUUGGAUAUGUCGAUUCUGAUUAUAUGUUGCUGGACGUUAAUUCCAAAUAUAGGUGCUUACGCAAUCGAUGAAAGAAGCUUUCAAUACUUAAAUAGUAUUUCCUCAGAGGAUUGGAAACGUGACUUAGACUUUGGAAUCGAAUCUGUAAACAGACAGAAAAGGCUUGAAGGAACUCUGGUGAAGUCAGGAGUAAUUGUCGAAAAAGGUGGAAUCUCACAUACUCAUCUUUUGGAUGCUUUGCCAAACGAAGAAGCAAAAAUGGACAAUGACGUUGCUAGUAAGCUUUUGGCUGCUAGUCUUUAUAUCUUCAAUAGUAAAUGUCUACCCCAUGGAAUAAAUGGCAAGGAUUGCGAAACAUUUUUAUCAAAUAAGUCACUUCCAAAAGGAAGUGAAUUGUUACAAAAAUGUUUAAGAAUCAUUGAAAAACGACGCAAUGGCCACAACACAUUUCGAAGAUUAUUGGAUCGCCAUUAUCAGGAUGGCAUUUAUCAGAUGUUGCCUCUUGUUUCACCCCUCAUGGUGAGUAAAUCCUUGCACAACUUGAGUAUGAAAAAAAAUCUCGAGGACAAGCAAAGAAACCUAGCUGUUAUACAGUGGACUCAAUUCGUUGAGCAUGAUCUCAGUAAACCUGUAGUUACAACAAUGAGAGAUGGGAGUCACAUUGAAUGCUGCGAUAAUAACAGCUUUGAGCUCGUACCCAGAUAUCGGCAUCCAUUUUGUGCUCCUUUGAUAAUAAGAAACGAUGAAUCGCAGUACGCAAAAGUUAACUGUUUCAAUUAUGUACGUAGUGCUGUUGCUGUCAGCACAAAAUGCACAUUCGGAGCUGUGGAACAAUUAAAUCAAGCAACAUCCCUUUUGGAUUUAUCUCAACUAUACGGUUUCACAGAUGAGGCGCAAAAACGCAUGCGCACAUGGACAAAUGGUCAAAUUAAAUUCGCCGCCAAGAUUUCAAAUAUCUAUAAUGAUGAACUAGCUGUGGUUCCUGGCGACUGGAGUAAUUAUUGUGCGUUCAAAAAUCCGUCCAUGCAAACUAGUCAAUGUUUCAUGGCUGGCGAUUCUCGAGUAAACAAUAGCCCACUCACGAUAUCUAUUUAUACACUAUUUAUGAGAAAUCAUAACCAGAUUGCCCAAAAACUAACUAAUAAAUAUCCAUUAUGGCAGGAUGAAGAUAUUUUCAAAACGGCAAAAGCAAUUAACAUUCAAAUCUAUAGGAAUAUUGUUUUUGACGAGUGGCUGCCCACUGUGUUGGGCGAGGAUGUUGCUGUUAAAAUGAAAGAAUUUUCGUUCAGCAAGGAAUCUGUGGACCUUGAUAGAAUUUCAAAUGAAUUUGGGAUCGCAGCCAUGCGGUUUUACAUGUCCAUGAUGCCCAAUUUUCUGCAGAAUUUUACUGAAGUAAAGCGUGUGGAAUACACUACAUCGGGUUCGCUUCCGCAAGAAAAUGGAGUUAUCCGCAACGAAAAUUUAGUUUCAUUUCUUAAUCAAACAUAUAAGCCUGAUUUGGAAUAUACUCCUGAACAAAUUGAUACCAUACUGGAAUCGAUUUUAAACCAACAUGCCAUGAAAUUAGAUACAAUAUAUGAGGACAGUCUAAUUUGGAAUAACUUUGGCGUGAAUAGACCCACACAUGGUGAUCUGCUGGCUUACGAUAUUCAACGAGGGCGAGAUCAUGGUUUAAGAGGCUAUAUUGACUAUUUGAAGCUUUCAGUUGGACAAAACAUCGGUAGCUGGAAAGAUCUCGAAAGUUUUAUAGAAAUUGACGUGCGUAAUAAAAAUAAUGGAAAUCAUACGAGGGGCGUGGUGCAUCAUGAGUUCUUGCCACGGGGAAGAACGGUCAAUAAGGAAUAUUACCUGCAAGUUAUGCGCAAUUUGCGAGAGGCAAUCCGCUAGAAACGCCCGGAUUUGUGGAAGAACAAAAAUUGGCUUUUGCACCACGAUAACGCCCCUGCUCACACACAUCGUUGCUUGUGCGCGACUUUUUGGCCAAAAACAACACACUAAUGAUGCCGCAGCCACCGUAUUCCCCAGAUCUGGCCCCCUGUGACUUUUUCUUGUUCCCUAAACUGAAGAGGCCCAUGAAAGGAUGACGUUACGCUUCUCUUGACGAGAUGAAGACGGCAUCGAAAGAGGAGCUGAAGAAGAUAAAAAAAAAUGAUUUUUUGAAGUGCUUCGAAGAUUGGAAAAACCGUUGGCACAAGUGUAUAAUAUCUCAUGGGGAUUACUUUGAAGGGGACAAAAUAGAUAUUCAUGAAUAAAUAAAUAAUUUUUGAAAAAACACAAAAUUCGUGAUACUUUUUGAACACACCUCGUAUAUGGUCACUGAGAAAACAAAAACAUUUAUGUGAUUGUUCAGAUUAUUGCAUUUGCUUUGUUCAAUACCCUAAAUUGAAACUGAAAUACAUAUAAUUGUCUUUGUU
Molecule: messenger RNA, 2576 nt
Organism: Bactrocera dorsalis (oriental fruit fly)
Lineage: Eukaryota; Metazoa; Arthropoda; Insecta; Diptera; Tephritidae
Product: chorion peroxidase
Exons: 9
Coding region: 124-2049 (641 amino acids)
Biological process (GO): response to oxidative stress
Molecular function (GO): heme binding; peroxidase activity
Source: RefSeq, a predicted model, not a curated record